AUGGAAGCUGCACUAGCUUCUUCUUCAUCUUCUCUUCCCGCACCCGCACCUCAAUUUGAACCAAACACUGAAGCCAUAAAACGCAGGCUACUGAAAAAAGGCGUGUACCCAACUCCCAAAAUAAUCCAUAAUCUCCGCAAGAAAGAAAUCCAAAAACACAACCGCAAGCUCAACAAGAAUAGGGAGUUCCAAAAACAAGAACAAAAACAAGCCCUUUUAGCCUUAGAAGAAUCCCAUUUUCAAGCUCUAAAACAUGAAUACAAAGAGUUUAAUAAGGCAAUAAGCGGGAAAAGACGGGGUGAGAGUGGGGCUUUAUUAGUGGGGAAGCCAUGGGAGAGAAUAGAGAGAGUGAAGUUGAAAGAGAUCGGUAGUGGAAGUAGGGAGUUUAAUGGAAAUAAGUUAAAGAGAGAAAAUUUGAGAGAGUUGAAGGAGAUUUUUGAGGGUAAUUUGAAGUGGGUUUUGGAUGAUGAUAUUGAUUUGGAAGAUAAAGACUGGUUGAGAAGUGAUAGUGAACAGAAAUGGGACCCUGCGAAGCGGUGGCGUGGAGAAGGAGAGGCAAUUCGGUUUCUUGUUGAUAGGUUAAGUUGCAGAGAGGUAACUGUAAAGGAUUGGAAGUUAGCCAAGAUAAUGAAGCAGUCAGGGUUGAGGUUUAGUGAAGGUCAGUUGCUGAAGAUUGUGGAGGAGCUUGGGAACAAAGGUAAAUGGGCACAAGCAAUGACUGUUGUGGAAUGGGUGUAUAAUGAUAAGGAUCGUAGAGAUUGUAAGAGCAGGUUUGUUUACACAAAACUCCUGUCAGUUCUUGGGAAGGAAAGGAGGCCCCAGGAAGCACUUAGCAUUUUUAAUCUGAUGCGUGAAGACCGCAGUCUAUAUCCUGAUAUGGCCGCAUAUCACAGUAUUGCUGUUACACUCGGUCAAGCUGGUCUUCUGAAAGAGUUGGUGGAAGUUAUUGAAUGCAUGAGGCAGAAACCUUCUAAAAGAAUCAAUAAUAUGUUUCAUAAGAAAUGGGAUCCAGUCCUUGAACCAGAUCUGGUUAUAUAUAAUGCCAUACUGAAUGCUUGUGUUCCAUCCCAGCAGUGGAAAGGUGUAUCAUGGGUUUUUCAACAGUUGAGAAGGAGUGGUCUUAAACCCAAUGGAGCAACGUAUGGAUUAGCAAUGGAGGUAAUGCUGCAUUCUGGAAAGUAUGAAUCUGUCUACGAGUACUUUAGGAGAAUGAAGAGAAGUGGGGAAUCUCUAAAAUCCCUUACAUACAAAGUUCUUGUGAGAGCAUUUUGGGAGGAAGGUAAAGUCAAUGAAGCUGUGGAAGCAGUGAGGGAUAUGGAACAAAGAGGAGUAGUUGGAGCAGCCAGUGUGUAUUAUGAGCUAGCUUGCUGCCUUUGCUACAAUGGGAGGUGGCAAGAUGCUAUGCUAGAGGUUGAGAAAAUGAAAAGACUUCGUCAUAGAAAACCUUUGGAGGUUUCUCUCACUGGAAUGAUAGCGUCUUCUAUGGAUGGUGGGCAUAUUGAUGAUUGCAUAUCUAUCUUUGAACACAUGAAAGCCCAUUGUGUCCCUAACAUUGGGACAAUAAACACUAUGCUGAAAGUUUAUAGCCGAAGUGAUUUGUUCUCUGAAGCUAAGGAGUUGUUCGAGGACAUUAAAGGAGUUGAUCAUAGUGGCACUACCAUUAAACCAGAUGAGUACACAUAUAGCUCAAUGCUUCAGGCAUCUGCUCGUGCGCUCCAAUGGGAAUACUUUGAGUAUGUUUACAAGGAGAUGGCUUUCGCUGGGUAUCAGCUAGAUCAAAGUAAACAUGCGUCACAGCUUGUGGAAGCAUCUAGAUGUGGAAAGAGUCAUCUUCUGGAGCAUGCAUUCAAUGAAAUUUUGGAAGCUGGAGAAAUCCCUCAUCCGCUGUUUUUCACUGAAAUGGUGUUUCAAGCCACAGCCCAAGAGAAUUAUGAGAGGGCUGUUACCCUUGUUAACACCAUGGCUCAUGCCUCAUUUCAAAUUAGCGAAAGGCAGUGGACAUAUCUUUUUGAGAAAAAUGGAGAAAAAAUAAGUCAGGAUAGUUUAGAGAAGCUGUUGGAUGCAGUUGGUCAUUGUGAUAUGGCAUCAGAGGUCACAGUCUCUAACUUGUCAAGAUCAUUGCAGUCUCUACGUAGGUCUGGCUCAUCAGGAGAUUUACCGCACACUGAUUCUUGCAUUGAAGACACUAAUGAUUCUCAUUUCAAUACGAACAGUGGGGAAAUUGCUGGCGAUAAGAGCGCACAUAUGCUAACUUCUUCUGCAAGUAUGAUAGAUGGAAAUCUCAAGCUGGUUGUGGAUCCUUUUGUUAAUAAAACUAGUAGAACUUCAGAUAUGCCCCUUGUUAAUAACAGCAGUACCAACGGAACGGGUGAUGAACUGGAUGCGGCCUCUAGCACUGGAAACUCUGUUAAUAGCCUAGAUAUAGCAGCUAACCUAUCAGGGAAGAGGGAUGCUUUUGCUGAUGAUGUGGCAUCUGGUGCUUCUAAUGAAUGUUUAGGCAAGAAGCUCUCAAAUAUUUUAUUAGAAGAGCCUGCAAAAGAUGCUGAAGAGGUAGAACUUGAGAUAGGAACAACGGAAGCUGAUGAUUGGUAUGGAUCUGAAUUGCCCUCGGCUCAUCACAUACUAGAUGUUUGGAAGGAAAGCAGGAAAAAAGAUGGUGUAUUCUUCCCCUUUCAUCUUGGGCAGGAGCAACUGCCAAUUUCUGUACUGAAAAAUGCAAGUUGA
Dovyalis caffra is the source of this 2724-nucleotide messenger RNA. Lineage: Eukaryota; Viridiplantae; Streptophyta; Magnoliopsida; Malpighiales; Salicaceae. The record is from the annotation of a GenBank genome assembly.